UUACGGUGACAUGGUGCCCAAGACCAUUGCUGGGAAGAUCUUUGGCUCCAUUUGCUCCCUGAGCGGGGUGCUGGUCAUCGCUCUGCCGGUCCCUGUCAUUGUUUCCAACUUCAGCCGAAUUUACCACCAGAACCAGCGUGCCGACAAGCGCAGAGCGCAGAAGAAAGCCCGGCUCGCGAGGAUCCGAGUGGCCAAGACGGGCAGCUCCAACGCGUACCUGCACAGCAAGCGCAACGGCCUCCUGAACGAAGCCCUCGAGCUGACGGGAUCCACUGAAGACGAGCAGCACAUGACUAAAGGCACCUCCUUAAUCGAAAGCCAACACCACCACCUGCUGCACUGCCUGGAAAAAACAACCGGAUUGUCCUAUCUUGUGGAUGAUCCCCUGUUAUCUGUACGAACUUCCACCAUCAAGAACCACGAGUUCAUAGACGAGCAGCUGUUCGAGCAGAACUGCAUGGAGAGCUCGAUGCAGAACUACCCCUCCUCGCGGAGCCCCUCCUUGUCGAGCCACCACGGGCUGACCACCUCCUGCUGCUCCCGCCGGAACAAGAAGACCACUCACCUUCCCAACUCCAGCGUGCCGGCCACGCGCCUGCGCAGCAUGCAGGAGCUCAGCACCAUCCACAUCCAGUGCAGCGAGCAGCCCUCGCUCACUACAAGUCGCUCCAGUCUCAACAUGAAAUCAGAUGAUGGGCUGAGACCGAACUGCAAAGCCGCCCAGAUCACCACAGCCAUCAUCAGCAUCCCCACGCCGCCUGCGCUCACCCCGGAGGGCGAGAGCCGCCCCCCGCCCGGCAGCCCCAGCCACGCCACGAACGUUUCCACCACGAGCAACAUCGUCAAGGUCUCGGCCUUGUAG
Messenger RNA from Mesitornis unicolor (brown roatelo), 862 nucleotides. RefSeq names its product potassium voltage-gated channel subfamily D member 3-like. Gene Ontology annotation, cellular component: membrane; voltage-gated potassium channel complex; neuronal cell body. The transcript has 6 exons. The record is from RefSeq and is a predicted model, not a curated record. Lineage: Eukaryota; Metazoa; Chordata; Aves; Mesitornithiformes; Mesitornithidae. Gene Ontology annotation, biological process: potassium ion export across plasma membrane. The annotation marks the transcript as partial. Gene Ontology annotation, molecular function: A-type (transient outward) potassium channel activity.